CGUCGUCGACCAAAACCGUCUCGAACCCGAAAGCGCAGAAAAGAUCGAGUUUGUGUGUGGAAUUGAAAUUCGAAGUCUUCAACUGCUCAAACCAGCUGCGACUAGCCCACAAUAAUAUAUCAGAGCUUUCUUGUCUAAAAUCGUAUCCAGAUUCGUGUUAUAAAUGGCUUUCAAGGGUUUUUUCUGAUAGAUAGAUAGAUACAUACAUACAUACAUAAAGAUAUAUGGUAAUGGUGGAGGUGGGGGUGGAGGUUAGCGAGAAGAAUCGGAGGAGUAUGAAACGGUGGGGGUGGUUCGUUGGGGCGGUGAUCGUAGUAUUAGUUGCCAUUGCAGCCGCCUCUUUACAUUCCCAGAAGAUCUCUUUCUUCAUCAACAAUCAAAAGUCUUGCCGCUGUUCUGAGGAUUCACGGAAAUAUACAGGCAUAGUGGAGGACUGCUGUUGUGACUACGAGACAGUUGACAGUCUUAAUGGGGAAGUUUUACAUCCUUUGCUCCAAGAGCUCGUCACUACUCCAUUUUUCCGAUAUUUCAAGGUAAAGCUGUGGUGUGAUUGCCCUUUCUGGCCUGACGAUGGUAUGUGCCGCUUACGUGAUUGCAGUGUUUGUGAAUGUCCAGAAAAUGAAUUCCCAGAAACUUUUAAGAAACCGCUUCCAUCUGAUGAUUUGGUAUGUCAAGAGGGGAAGCCACAGGCUACUGUUGACCGCACAGUAGACAGUAAAGCUUUCCGAGGCUGGAUGGUAAUAGAUAACCCGUGGACCAAUGAUGAUGAGACAGACAAUAGUGAGAUGACAUAUGUAAAUCUUCAAUUGAAUCCUGAACGUUAUACAGGCUAUGUUGGUCCAUCUGCCAGAAGGAUAUGGGAUGCUGUAUAUUCAGAAAAUUGUCCAAAAUAUUCUUCUGGAGAGAUUUGCCAGGAGAAAAAAGUCUUGUACAAGUUAAUAUCUGGUCUUCACUCCUCAAUUUCAAUCCACAUUGCUGCUGAUUAUCUUCUUGAUGAAUCUACCAACCUGUGGGGGCAAAAUCUUGAAUUGAUGUAUGAUCGUGUUUUGAGAUACCCUGAUCGUGUUAGAAACUUGUACUUCACUUUCCUCUUUGUUCUUCGAGCUGUGACAAAAGCAGCAGAUUUCUUGGAGCAGGCCGAGUAUGACACUGGUAACAAUGCAGAGGACCUGAAAGCACAAUCCUUGAUGCGUCAGUUACUUUACAACCCCAAACUGCAAGCUGCAUGUCCACUUCCAUUCGAUGAAGCUAAAUUGUGGCAAGGCCAAAGCGGACCUGAACUGAAGCAACAGAUUCAAAAGCAAUUCAAAAACAUUAGUUCCCUGAUGGAUUGUGUGGGAUGUGAAAAGUGUCGUCUCUGGGGAAAGCUUCAGGUUCUUGGUCUUGGUACUGCAUUGAAGAUCCUCUUUUCUGUCGAUGGUCAAAACCACCCAGAUCAAAUUCUGCACCUGCAAAGAAAUGAAGUAAUUGCUUUGGUAAACCUGCUCAAUCGACUAUCUGAAUCUGUCAAACUUGUCCAAGAAAUGGGGCCUUCAGCUGAGAAUAUCAUGGGGGGGCUGGUCUCUGAACCAACUGCACAAGAAAUUAGUUCAUGGCGAAGAAUCUGGGCAUCGGUGAUUGGGCUUCGGUUGACAAAGCUGUCAUUAUGGCAGAUCUUGUAAUGUUUUAACAUUUCAGUUUUGAAGGCAGUGUAAAGCAUUUAGACAAACUGACCUUUAAGAGUGUCGAGCAGAGCAGACGAUUUUGGAGGCAUACAAAUGCAUUACAUAUAUAGAGUCUGAAGCACAUGUAAUAGGUAAAAUUCAUUCUUGUUAGAUCUGAAGAAGUAUACAUUAGCUUUUGCCCAUACAAAGGGUUUUGUAUUGUACAUGUGGAAGAUUCUUCAAAUUAUUGUCAUUUUUAUGUAUCAUUGUUGAAAAUUUUUGUUGACUGGGUUGGAGACUGGAGUCCAUUUCUACCAUGAGCCAUUGAAUUGUGAUAAACAUAUCAAUAAAACCUUUGAAGUUGGAAAGCUAGCUAUUUCAACCCUUGAGUAAUGUAAUCA
Molecule: messenger RNA, 2044 nt
Organism: Camellia sinensis
Lineage: Eukaryota; Viridiplantae; Streptophyta; Magnoliopsida; Ericales; Theaceae
Product: endoplasmic reticulum oxidoreductin-1
Biological process (GO): protein folding in endoplasmic reticulum
Cellular component (GO): endoplasmic reticulum; endoplasmic reticulum membrane
Molecular function (GO): thiol oxidase activity; FAD binding; protein-disulfide reductase activity
Source: RefSeq, a predicted model, not a curated record